AUGCGUGUCGGAAACAGUGUUUGGGCUUCAGCCCUCCUGGCUCUCAGCACUCCAAUCCUGGCUUGUGAGAGCUGUGAGCACCCAGAGCGAGAUGUGGUCAUGACAAGAAACGUUCGGCGCAUGCAACCAGAUGCUCAGAACACUACUGUCGAACCUCGUGGCCCAUUGGCAUGGGGUCAGCUCAACGUACUGCACACUACCGAUACCCACGGCUGGCUCGAGGGUCACAUCAGAGAGCAAAACUACGGUGCAGACUGGGGUGACUAUGUCUCUUUCGUCAAGCACAUGAGACAGAAGGCAAGGGAUCUGGACGUCGAUCUUCUGGUGGUUGACACUGGCGAUCUUCACGAUGGUGCAGGUCUCAGUGAUGCUACUGGAGUUGCCACCUACAGUGGUGUUAACGGGCAAUUGUCAAACCCGAUUUUCGAGCAGCUGGACUACGACCUGCUGACUAUCGGAAACCACGAGCUCUAUGUCUCUGCAAUUGCCUAUGAGACCUUCAAUCAGUUUGCCAAAGCAUAUGGUGAAAGAUACUUGACUAGCAACGUCCAAAUCAGAAACCCAAGCACCGGCGAGCUCGAGUACGUUGGCAAGAAGUAUAGAUACUUCAGAACCCAGAAGGGCCUCAGGAUCAUGGCUUUUGGUGUCCUAUUCGAUUUCACUGGUAACUCCAAUGCUUCGUUCGUCACCAAAGCCGCUGAUAUGGUCAAGGAGUCUUGGUUCGUUGAUGCUGUCAACCACAAGAACGUGGAUGCCUUUGUCUUGAUUGGCCAUAACCCUGUCGGUCUGAAGAGCAGCACUAACACUCUGCAAACCGUCUACAAGGCUAUUCGUGCCAUCAAGCCCGACACGCCUAUUCAGAUGUUCGGUGGCCACACUCACAUCCGCGACUUUGCAGUUUACGAUGACAAAUCCGUCGGCUUGGAGAGUGGAAGAUAUUGCGAAACACUGGGCUGGCUGGCCGUGAGCGGCAUCAACCCACACGGCAAGGCUAAUCCUAAGGGAGUGCCUAACCCAACAAUGAAGGCACAGAAGAAUGGGACAACUCCGACUUCUUCUAGCCUUGCUUCUUCUACCAGUGCUUCGAGCAUGAGAUUCUUCCGACGCUAUCUGGAUUGGAACCGCAUGACGUUCGAGUACCAUGCUGAAGGUAGCCAGGCCAAAGCAUUUGACACUACCAAGGGCCUCGCCGUAACCAAGAACAUCACUGCCACUCGCAAGGAGUUGAACUUGACCAGCAUUUACGGCUGCGCUCCCCAGACAUGGUGUCUCUCUUGUGCACCAUUCAAGUCAGAAGGCUCCAUCUACUCUCUUCUCGAUACCGCGCUUUCGGCUACCAUUGUUACCAAGGAGCGUGCCGACAAGCCUCGUCUCAUUGUUACCAACACUGGCCACAUCAGGUUCGAUCUAGCCGAGGGAACAUUCGACUACGAUUCGAGCUUCAUCGUCUCACCCUUCACCGACGCUUUCCAGUACCUUCCUGAUGUCCCCUACCACCUCGCCAGCCAAGUCCUCGAGGGUCUGGAGAGUGGCAACUACCCAUCCAAGCGCGAUCUGUCCUCUGCAGAUUUCGGAUUCACUCAAAUGAACCCCUCGCUCGACAGCUGCAUCGACCCUCCCGUGACUCACGACCACCUCGUUACCAAGCGCUCCUACCCAGGUGGCCGCAUCAUCAGACGCCAGACAACCACUACCCCUGGCUACACGACCACUGACGAUUUUGGCACUGACGGAGACGACACCAUCCACUCAAAGAUCCCUUACUACUCAUACCCCAACUUCUUCCAAUCCAACGGCAGUCUUCCCGCUAACGGAACACUCACUGCUGACGCCCCUGUCGAUCUGAUCUUCUUGGACUACAUUGCUGGCAGUGUUGUCAAGGUUCUGAAUGGGCUCGGUGGAAACUACACUAAUGACGAAAACUUCACAACCAACUCGUACUUGCCCAAGUACGCACAAAUGUCUUCUGAAUGGCAAGCUAAUGUGCCCCACUGCCCUGUUGGUUUGGGAAUCGGUUACAACAUCACCUCAUAA
Messenger RNA from Aureobasidium musti, 2034 nucleotides. The record is from the annotation of a GenBank genome assembly. NCBI's taxonomy places the organism in Eukaryota, Fungi, Ascomycota, Dothideomycetes, Dothideales, Saccotheciaceae.